AUGGACACAUGGAUAAGUCUGUACGAAGCUAUCGUGACAGACAGAGAUACUGCCACUGUUCCUUGUCCGCGAUAUUCAUACGCAGACUUCACCCUCUGGCACAACGAACAGCUGAAAUCGUCCGAAACGCUGGCGAAUAGGUCUUACUGGUCUUCACAUUUGGACGGGUUGAAGGAAGCCCAUAAACCGCCAUCAUUUUUCAAGGGGAAUCAAUCCACAGCUCUAAAUCAACGAGGAAUUCAUAGACUUCGACUACCGGCCAACCUACAUCGACGCUUGGGCCGUAUAUGUUCGAUGCUCGGUGCAACAUCUUUGAAUUUCCUAGCUGCAUCAUUCCGGACAUUCAUGUAUCAUAAUACAGGAGACCGAGACGUGCCCUUGUUCAUGGUAGAUGAGACGAGGCCUCACGAGACCGUUGAAGGAGCCAUUGGAUAUUUCACCAACCUGCUCCCUCUUCGCGUCCAGAUAAGGUGCGAUGACAUGAGCUUCGAGGAAUUGGUCAUGCGCGAGAAAGAGAACUUCUCCCAGGCCCGUUCGCACGUUUUGCCAUUUAACGAAAUUGUGGAUUGCCAACGAGUUAAGAGUACGACAAAGCAGCUUCCACUUGGAGAAAUUGCCAUUCAAUACCGGAACCAGCGUGGUGCGACAUCUUACCGCACGGCAGACCUUGAGGCGACAAUCGAUGAGACCAUAAGAUUCCCCUCGCACUUUGACAUCUGCCUAGAAGCCGAAGAGAAGGAUGGCGACCUCGAGCUAUCCCUCGAUCAUUCUGCUUCCCGAUACAAUACUGAAGACAUGGAGCGGUUCUUCGGCGACUUUCUUCUCUUUCUGAGCUCCUUGAUUCGUGACCCACGGCAGGCGAUUGAGGAAGCCUACGUUAAUGGCACGAUAUAG
Aspergillus steynii IBT 23096 is the source of this 894-nucleotide messenger RNA. Its product is annotated as CoA-dependent acyltransferase. The record is from RefSeq and is a predicted model, not a curated record. Gene Ontology annotation, molecular function: phosphopantetheine binding; catalytic activity. Gene Ontology annotation, biological process: amino acid activation for nonribosomal peptide biosynthetic process; secondary metabolite biosynthetic process. Gene Ontology annotation, cellular component: cytoplasm. Bases 1 to 894 code for a protein of 297 amino acids. NCBI's taxonomy places the organism in Eukaryota, Fungi, Ascomycota, Eurotiomycetes, Eurotiales, Aspergillaceae. The transcript has a single exon.